UUAAUCCUUAGGGGACCAAGAUGUCAGAUCCAAACAAAGCUGCCAUUGCAGCAGAAAAAGAGGCUCUGAACUUGAAGUUACCUCCCAUUGUUCGUCCCCCUGAAGACAUAGGUGUUGACACACCAGCACAAAGUAAGUUGCUGAGCUACAGAAGAUCCAAGGAGCAGCAGAAGACAAUUAAUCAGUUAGUAAUUGAAGGAGCCAAAAGGAAUUUAGACAGAACACUGGGUAAAAGAACAUCUUCAUCACCAGAGCCAGAUUAUCCUCCAACUAUGACCAGUGAAAUUAAAAAGAAAGGAUUCAACUAUAUUUAUUUGAAGCAAUGUGUAGAGAGUAGUCCGAUAGUACCUAUUCAGCAGGAAUGGCUGGAUCACAUGUUAAUGUUGGUACCUGAGUCUUUGAAGGAAGGGAAGGAACGAGAAGAACUUGUUCAAAGUCUCAUAAACGAGGUGUCACAUGAUUUUGAGAAAAGCAUGAAGAGAUAUUUGGUGAGAAGUGUUCUGGUGAGACCUGAUAUUAAUUGGCUUGAAGAUGAAGGUGGCCCUUUACCUGAAUCCCCUGUAGGCCUGGAUUAUUCUAAGCCUUGGCAUUCUAACUAUCUGCAGACAAGAAACCAAAUAUUAGCUAAUUUGCACAUUGUUCAUCCAACCAUGAAAAUGUUACUGGACCUUGGCUAUACAACAUUUGCCAAUACGGUUUUGCUAGACUUAACUGGAAUUAGAGGUAAAGGCCCAAUUGAUUGUGACUCACUAAGAAAUGAUUUAUCAAUACAAGUUAGAAAGGCAGAAGAGAAGAUAAUGAACACUUGGUAUCCAAAGGUUAUAAAUCUCUUUACCAAGAAGGAGGCACUAGAAGGCAUUAAACCUGAGAAACUGGAUGCAUUUUAUAACUGUGUUUCCACACUUAUGUCAAAUCAGCUAAAAGAUCUCUUAAAGAGAACUGUAGAAGGAUUUGUAAAACUCUUUGACCCAGAAGAUCAACGAAGGCUGCCCAUAUUUAAGAUGGAAUUGACCUUUGAUGAUGAUAAAAUGGAGUUUUAUCCUACUUUUCAAGAUUUGGAAGAUGUUGUCUUUGGUUUGGUUGAGCGAAUAGCUGAAGCUCUGCAGAAUGUCCAAACAGUACCCUCUUGGCUAUCAGGAACUUCAACACCUGUGAAUCUUGACACAGAACUUCCUGAACACGUGUUACAGUGGGCUGUUGAUACACUGAAGGUGGCAAUACAUCAUAACUUAGAAGGCGCAAGAAAACAUUAUGCAACAUACGUUGAAAAGUACAGUUGGCUCAUUGAUGGGACUGCUGUUAAGCUGAUAGAGACUUUUCAGGCACAGGAUCAUACUUUUGAUGAAUACACAGAGUUUAUAGGAAAAUUUUUCAAUCUUGCUUCAGAAAUAAUGCUUUUGCCUCAGUGGGUUCAUUUCCCUAUGGUGCGUUUGGAUUGUGAAGAUUUGAAGACAGGCCUAACAAACAAAGCAAGAGCCUUUGCAAACAUGUUGCUAAAUGAUAUAGCUUCAAAACAUAGGAAAGAAAAUGAAAGUAUUUGCAGUGAAUUUGAAGCAAUUAAAGAGCAUGCAUUAAAAGUUCCUGAGACAACAGAGGAAAUGAUGGAGCUUAUAUCUUAUGUAGAAAAAGCCCGAACUGUAGGAAUUCAGGAGUUGGUUUCACGGAUCAAGGAAUCCAAACGCCGGAUGAGUUACUUUUUAGAUGUAUUUCUAUUUCCUCCAGAAGACUUAGCUUUAAAUUCAGCUGUCCUUAUGUGGCCUUGGAAAAUUAAUCCCAUCUUUGAUGAAAAUGAUGAGCUCAUUGAGAAUGCUAAACAUAGAAAAGAAAAUGAACUAAUAGCAAAGAGAGAGAAACUGAUUUUGGAAGUAGAAAAGGAAUCACGGCGCAUGGAAGAAUUUGCAGAAUUUGCAGAAUUGGACCGCAUGCAACAGUAUGUGACAGAUGUAAGACAACUACAAAAACGUAUUCAGGAAUCUGAAGAAGCAGUUCAGUUUAUUAAUAAAGAAGAGGAACUUUUCAAAUGGGAACUGACAAAAUAUCCUGAACUGGAUAAAUUAAAAGUUAACAUUGAGCCCUAUCAGAAGUUUUUUAAUUUAGUUUUGAAGUGGCAACGAACAGAAAAACGGUGGAUGGAUGGAGGGUUUUUGGACCUUAAUGGGGAAGCGAUGGAAACUGAUGUAGAGGAAUUUUCCCGGGAAAUUUUUAAGACUCUGAAAUUUUUCCAAACAAAGCAAAAGAAGGAAUUACAAGAAAAAAGAAAAGCAGCAAAAAGACGAUCUCUGGAAGAAGAGAAACUUGAAGAGGAACCAAAAGAGAAUCCUACCAUUACUAUGUGCACUACAGUGAUGGAGCAGAUAAAAGUUUUUAAGGAUUACAUCCCUACUGUCUCUAUCCUUUGUAAUCCAGGGAUGAGAGCACGUCAUUGGAAGCAGUUAUCAGAAAUUGUAGGCUAUGACUUAACUCCAGACUCUGGAACUACACUGAGGAAAGUUUUAAAAUUAAACCUUGCACCAUACUUGGACAAAUUUGAAGUGAUAAGUGCAGGUGCAAGCAAGGAAUUUUCAUUAGAGAAAGCCAUGCAUACAAUGAUGGGAACUUGGGAUGAUAUUGCUUUUCAUAUAAGCUUAUAUCGUGAUACUGGAGUCUGUAUUCUUUCUUCAGUAGAUGAGAUUCAGGCUCUCCUCGAUGAUCAAAUUAUAAAAACUCAGACAAUGAGAGGCUCACCGUUCAUCAAACCAUUUGAAAAGGAGAUCAAGGCGUGGGAGGACCGUUUGAUUCGAAUACAAGAAACGAUUGAUGAAUGGUUAAAGGUACAAGCUCACUGGCUAUACUUGGAGCCCAUUUUUUGCUCUGAGGAUAUCAUGCAACAGAUGCCGGAAGAAGGGCGUCAGUUUCAGACAGUAGACAGACACUGGAGGGAUGUCAUGAAGUUUUGUGCGAAAGAUCCAAAGGUUCUUGCUGCUACUUCUUUAACAGGUUUACUGGAAAAACUGCAGAACUGCAAUGAACUUUUGGAGAAAAUUAUGAAAGGCCUUAACGCAUAUCUUGAAAAAAAACGACUUUUCUUCCCGCGUUUUUUCUUCUUAUCUAAUGAUGAAAUGCUAGAGAUUCUGUCAGAGACCAAAGAUCCACUUAGAGUUCAGCCUCACUUGAAAAAAUGCUUUGAAGGCAUUGCCAAAUUGGAGUUCCUUCCCAAUUUGGAUAUUAAGGCCAUGUAUAGCUCUGAAGGCGAGCGAGUGGAGCUGAUUGCACUAAUUUCCACGUCUGCAGCUCGAGGUGCCGUGGAAAAGUGGCUCAUUCAAGUAGAAGAUUUGAUGCUUCGAAGUAUUCAUGAUGUGAUCGCGGCAGCCAGGCUGGCUUAUCCAGAAUCUGCAAGAAGAGACUGGGUUCGAGAGUGGCCUGGCCAGGUGGUACUUUGUGUUUCUCAAAUGUUCUGGACCUCUGAGACACAGGAAGUUAUAAGUGGUGGAACAGAGGGAUUAAGGAAGUACUAUAAGGAACUUCAGAAUCAACUAAAUGAUAUUGUGGAGCUGGUAAGAGGAAAACUAUCGAAGCAGACCAGGAUUACUCUGGGGGCUUUGGUUACUAUCGAUGUCCAUGCUAGAGAUGUGGUCAUGGACAUGAUUGAUAUGGGUGUCUCACACGAUACAGAUUUCCAGUGGCUUGCUCAGCUUCGUUAUUAUUGGGAAUAUGAAAACGCUCGAGUUCGUAUCAUUAAUUGCAACGUAAAAUAUGCUUAUGAAUAUCUUGGUAACUCACCUCGACUUGUCAUUACUCCUCUAACUGACAGAUGUUACAGAACAUUGAUAGGUGCCUUCUAUUUAAACCUUGGAGGUGCUCCAGAAGGGCCAGCAGGCACAGGCAAAACGGAAACCACCAAGGACUUGGCUAAAGCUCUUGCUGUACAGUGCGUGGUAUUCAACUGUUCAGAUGGGCUAGACUAUCUAGCAAUGGGAAAGUUUUUUAAAGGAUUGGCUUCCUCUGGUGCUUGGGCUUGCUUUGAUGAAUUUAAUCGAAUUGAGUUGGAAGUGCUGUCAGUGGUAGCUCAACAGAUCCUUUGCAUUCAGAGAGCCAUUCAACAGAAGCUGGAAGUGUUUACUUUUGAAGGGACAGAACUUAAACUCAAUCCAAACUGUUUCGUAGCUAUUACCAUGAAUCCUGGCUAUGCAGGACGUUCUGAAUUACCAGAUAAUCUUAAGGUGCUUUUCAGAACAGUGGCUAUGAUGGUUCCAAACUAUGCCCUCAUAGCAGAAAUCUCCCUCUACUCCUAUGGGUUUCUGAAUGCAAAACCUCUGUCUGUGAAGAUAGUGAUGACCUACAGGCUCUGCUCAGAGCAGCUCUCGUCACAGUUUCAUUAUGACUAUGGAAUGCGAGCAGUAAAAGCAGUUUUAAUAGCUGCUGGAAACCUAAAACUAAAAUUUCCAAAUGAAAAUGAAGAUAUUCUUCUUCUUCGAUCAAUUAAAGAUGUAAAUGAACCAAAGUUUUUGUCACAUGAUAUACCCUUAUUUAGUGGAAUAACUAGUGACUUAUUUCCUGGUGUUAAACUUCCUGAAGCUGACUAUCAUGAAUUUUUGGAAUGUGCUCAUGAAGCCUGCAAAGUACAUAAUCUUCAGCCUGUUAAAUUUUUUCUUGAAAAAAUGAUUCAGACAUAUGAGAUGAUGAUCGUUAGACACGGUUUUAUGUUAGUAGGAGAGCCUUUUGCUGCUAAAACAAAAGUUCUGCAUAUGCUGGCUGAUACUCUAACUCUUAUGAAUGAAUGUGGCUAUGGAGAGGAAGAAAAAGUCAUUUAUAGGACUGUAAACCCCAAAUCCAUUACUAUGGGCCAACUUUUUGGACAAUUUGACCCAGUGUCCCAUGAGUGGACUGAUGGCAUUGUGGCUAACACUUUUAGAGAAUUUGCCUUAUCAGAAACACCUGACCGGAAAUGGGUUGUAUUUGAUGGUCCCAUUGACACUUUGUGGAUAGAGAGCAUGAACACAGUACUGGAUGAUAAUAAAAAGCUUUGCCUUAUGAGUGGAGAAAUCAUUCAGAUGUCCCCUCAAAUGAGCCUCAUCUUUGAAACAAUGGACCUUUCCCAGGCUUCACCUGCCACUGUAAGCCGCUGUGGCAUGAUUUAUUUGGAGCCCUCACAGUUGGGAUGGAAACCACUUGUGUCUUCAUGGUUGAAUUCACUGAAAGGACCUCUACAGGAACCAGAUCACCAAGCUCUUCUGAGAGGACUUUUUGACUGGUUAAUACAGCCCACUUUAAAGCUCCGUAAGAAAAGAUGCAAGGAACUGAUUCCAACAAGCGAUAGCAAUGUGGUUGUCUCUCUCACACGCCUCUUUGAAGUCCUGCUCUGUAACGCGGUGGAGAAUGAUCCUACCAGCAAGCAUAUUCGUGUUUGGAUUAUGAGUGUAAGCCAUAACAAAGUGACUGUGAAAGACUGGGAGCAGGCAUCCAGCCAGCUGGGUGGCGCAUUGCAGGCAGAAUCCAGAGAGCAUAUAGGUAGGGAGGAGUCAGUGGUCCAGAACCAACAGGCUUGCUUUAUAUUUUCUUUAAUUUGGUCCAUUGGAGGAAGCUGUGAUACAGAUGGUCGCAUUGUUUUUGAUAUUUACAUACGAAUGGUCAUAAUGGGAAAAGAUGAAAACAACCCAAUACCUGAAUCUGUGGGUAAAUGGGAAUGCAACUUUGAUGAAAAAGGCCUAGUCUAUGACUACAUGUAUGAGUUGAAACACCGAGGUCGCUGGGUCCACUGGAAUGAACUAAUUAAAAGUACUAGUUUAGGAAACAGACGUGUCAAGAUUCAAGAUAUCAUCGUCCCUACCAUGGAUACAAUUAGAUAUACAUUUCUAAUGGAUUUGAGUAUUACCUAUGCAAAGCCACUACUUUUUGUGGGUCCAACGGGUACAGGAAAAUCAGUGUAUGUGAAGGAUAAGCUGAUGAAUCACUUGGAAAAAAACUUGUACUUUCCUUUUUAUGUUAAUUUCUCUGCACGGACCAGUGCCAACCAGGUUCAGAACAUUAUUAUGGCUAGACUGGAUAAAAGACGCAAAGGAGUUUUUGGACCACCUAUGGGAAAGAAAUGUAUAAUUUUUAUAGAUGACAUGAAUAUGCCUGCAUUGGAGAAAUAUGGAGCUCAACCUCCUAUUGAAUUAUUACGACAAUUUUUUGACUGUGGGAAUUGGUAUGACCUGAAGGACACAAGUAAAAUCACGUUGGUUGACAUACAGCUGAUUGCUGCCAUGGGCCCUCCAGGUGGUGGAAGAAAUCCAGUUACUCCCCGUUUUAUUCGGCAUUUCAACAUCUGCACCAUUAAUAGUUUCAGUGAUGAAACUAUGGUCCGAAUCUUCUCAUCAAUUGUAGCAUUCUACCUUAGGACUCGUGACUUUCCUCCUGAGUACUUUUUAGUUGGAAACCAGAUUGUCAGUGGGACUAUGGAGAUAUAUAAACAAUCUAUGGAAAAUCUUUUGCCCACUCCCACAAAAUCUCACUACACUUUCAACUUGCGGGAUUUUUCACGUGUCAUCCAGGGCUGUUUGCUCAUUGAAAGAGAUGCUGUGGAGGGCAAGCACACUAUGAUCCGUCUGUUUGUGCAUGAGGUUCUCCGAGUGUUUUAUGAUCGCCUCAUUAACGACAGUGACCGAUUCUGGCUGUUCACUUUAACCAAAAAUGUUGUAAAGGACCAUUUUAAAGAAUCAUUUGAUAGUGUCUUUUCACAUUUGAGGAAAGGGAAUGCACCAAUAUCUGAAGAGGAGCUAAGAAAUCUCAUGUUUGGUGACUAUUUGAAUCCUGACCUUGAAGGAGAUGACAGAGUUUAUAUUGAAAUUCCAAAUAUUCAUCAUUUUAGUGACGUUGUAGACCAAUGUUUAGAUGAGUAUAAUCAAACUCACAAAACAAGAAUGAAUCUUGUCAUUUUUAGGUAUGUAUUGGAACAUUUAUCCCGAAUAUGUCGGAUUCUGAAGCAGUCUGGUGGAAAUGCUUUGCUUGUCGGACUUGGAGGAAGUGGUCGUCAAUCUUUAACACGUCUCGCUACAUCCAUGGCAAAAAUGCAGAUUUUCCAACCAGAAAUUUCAAAGAGUUAUGGUAUGAAUGAGUGGAGAGAGGACCUGAAGGCCCUUUUAAGGAACGUGGGCAUGAAGGGCCAGAAGACAGUCUUUCUAAUCACGGACACUCAGAUUAAAGAGGAAGCUUUUCUAGAGGAUAUCGACAGUGUGCUCAAUACUGGAGAAGUACCUAAUAUUUUUGCAGCAGAUGAAAAACAAGAAGUGAUGGAGGGUGUUCGUCCUGUGGCUCAGGCUGGCAAUAAACACGGUGAACUCAGUCCUUUAGCCCUGUUUGCUUUCUUUGUGAAUCGCUGCAAAGAAAACCUUCAUGUUGUAGUGGCCUUUAGCCCCAUUGGAGAUGCCUUUCGAAAUCGUUUGAGGCAAUUCCCAUCCCUCAUCAAUUGCUGUACCAUUGACUGGUUUCAGCCAUGGCCUGAAGAUGCUCUUGAACGUGUAGCUGUGAAAUUCUUAGAAACACUGGAGCUUACUGACGUUGAACGACGAGAGAUAGUUCCAAUCUGCAAACAUUUUCACACUUCCAUUAUGGAACUUUCAGAAAAGUUCUUGCAAGAGUUAGGACGACAUAACUAUGUUACUGCUACUUCUUACCUUGAACUCAUUGCCUCAUUUCGACAACUGUUGACUAAGAGGCGACAAGCUAUAAUGGAAGCAAAACAGCGCUAUGUGAAUGGACUUGACAAAUUAGCUUUUGCUGAGUCUCAGGUUGGUGAAAUGAAAACAGAGCUUGUCCAAUUACAGCCCAAAUUAGAGGAAGCAAAAGUUGAAAAUGCAAAUAUGAUGCAGAUUAUCGAGAUAGAAUCUGCACAAGUGGAAGCAAAAAGAAAGUUUGUGAAAUUUGAUGAAGAGAUAGCCAGUGGAAAAGCUGAGGAAGCCCAAACUCUGAAGAAUGAAUGUGAAAGUGAUCUAGCUGAGGCAAUUCCAGCCUUGGAAGCAGCCCUGUCUGCACUGGAUACACUAAAGCCAGCUGACAUUACAAUCGUGAAGUCAAUGAAGAAUCCUCCAGCUGGUGUUAAACUAGUUAUGGCUGCUGUUUGUGUUAUGAAAGAUAUAAAACCAGAAAAAAUUUCGGAUCCUUCAGGAACUGGAGGCAAGAUAUUAGAUUACUGGGGACCUAGCAAAAAACUUCUGGGAGAUAUGAAUUUCUUAAGAGAUUUGAGAGAAUAUGACAAAGACAAUAUUCCGGUGACUGUUAUGCAGAAGAUUCGUGGUGAAUACUUAACAAACCCUGAAUUUGAUCCUCCUAAGGUUGCUAAAGCUUCCUCUGCAGCUGAGGGUCUGUGUAAGUGGAUCAUGGCUAUGGAAGUGUAUGACAGAGUUGCAAAGGUAGUGGCUCCUAAGAAAGCCCGCUUAACAGAAGCUCAGAAGUCCUUAGCUGAGACAAUGGAGCUUUUGAAUCAGAAGAGAGAAGAACUAGCAGAAGUAGAACAUCAUUUGGAAAAUUUAGAAACAAUAUUUCUUGAGAAAACUGAGGAAAAAGCUCGUUUAGAAGACCAGGUGGAACUUUGUGCUAAGAAACUUGAAAGAGCCUCAAAACUAAUUGGAGGACUAGGUGGCGAAAAAUCGAGAUGGUCUCAAGCUGCAGAUGACCUUCAGACAGUAUAUGAAAAUUUGACUGGUGAUGUCUUAAUAUCAGCAGGAGUAAUAGCCUACCUUGGUGCUUUCACUUCUGGCUUUCGACAAACAUGUACAGAAGAUUGGAGCAUAUUGUGCAAGGAGAAAAAAAUCCCAUGUUCAGAGGAGUUCUCACUGAGUAAGACCUUGGGUGAUCCAGUAACAAUCAGAGCCUGGAAUAUUGCUGGAUUGCCUACAGAUACUUUCUCCAUAGACAAUGGAGUGAUUGUUAACAACUCCAGGCGCUGGCCUUUAAUGAUUGACCCCCAGGGUCAAGCCAAUAAGUGGAUCAAAAACUCUGAGAAAGAAAAUCAGCUUAGUGUUAUUAAGCUAUCAGAUGCAGACUAUAUGAGAACACUGGAAAACUGUAUUCAGUUUGGAACUCCACUUCUAUUAGAAAAUGUUGGUGAAGAACUGGAUCCAUCAUUGGAACCUUUGCUACUUAGACAAACUUUCAAACAAGGUGGCAUUGAUUGCAUCAGACUUGGUGAGGUCAUUAUUGAGUAUUCCUUUGAUUUCAAGUUUUAUAUCACCACAAAGUUGAGAAAUCCACAUUAUAUGCCAGAGCUGGCUACAAAGGUAUCUUUGCUCAAUUUCAUGAUAACUCCAGAAGGACUUGAAGAUCAAUUACUUGGUAUUGUUGUUGCAAAGGAGAGACCAGAGUUAGAAGAGGAACGAAAUGCUCUUAUUCUUCAGUCUGCCGCUAAUAAGAAACAGCUGAAAGAUAUAGAGAAAAAAAUUUUAGAAACAUUAUCAUCUUCAGAAGGAAACAUUUUAGAAGAUGAAAGUGCGAUUAAAAUCUUAGACUCUGCUAAAUUGAUGUCCAAUGAGAUAACCAAGAAACAACAGAUUGCAGAAAAAACAGAACUCAAAAUAGCAGAGUCUCGAGAAGGUUAUAGACCUAUUGCUAAACAUUCAUCAGUGUUAUUCUUUAGCAUUGCAGACCUGGCUAACAUCGACCCCAUGUACCAGUACUCUCUCAUCUGGUUUGUGAACCUUUAUAUCAACUCUAUUCAUGACAGUAACAAAUCCAAAAUUUUGGAAAAGCGCCUAAGAUAUUUAAAUGACCACUUUACAUACAACUUAUAUUGUAAUAUAUGCCGAUCGCUAUUCGAGAAGGACAAGCUAUUGUUUUCCUUUUUAUUGUGUGCCAACCUUCUUUUGGCAAAGAAAGAGAUUGAAUACCAGGAACUGAUGUUUCUUUUAACUGGAGGAGUAAGUCUUAAGAGUGCUGAGAAAAAUCCUGAUCCAACUUGGCUGCAGGAUAAAAGCUGGGAAGAAAUUUGUCGUGCAAGUGAAUUUCCUGCCUUCAGAGGACUCAGGGAUCAUUUUUAUGACAAUGUAUCUGAAUGGCGGGAAAUCUAUGACAGUAAGGAGCCACAUAAUGCUAAAUUUCCAGCACCAAUGGAUACAAGGCUAAAUGAACUACAGAAAAUAAUCAUUCUUCGGUGCUUAAGACCUGAUAAGAUAACUCCAGCUAUAACUAAUUAUGUAACUGACAAACUAGGGAAAAAGUUUGUAGAGCCUCCACCAUUUGAUUUGACAAAGAGUUAUUUGGAUUCAAAUUGCACCAUUCCCUUAAUUUUUGUGUUAUCUCCAGGAGCAGAUCCCAUGGCCAGCCUGCUAAAGUUUGCAAAUGAUAAAGCAAUGUCUGGAAAUAAAUUUCAAGCUAUUUCACUGGGACAGGGACAAGGACCCAUUGCAACAAAAAUGAUUAAAGCAGCAAUAGAGGAAGGAACUUGGGUUUGCCUACAGAAUUGUCACCUUGCUGUCUCCUGGAUGCCCAUGUUAGAAAAAAUAUGUGAAGAUUUUUCUCCUGAAGUCUGUAACUCAUCCUUUAGGCUUUGGCUCACAAGUUACCCAUCUCCAAAAUUCCCAGUAACAAUUCUACAGAAUGGAGUCAAAAUGACUAAUGAACCUCCUACUGGUCUUCGGCUAAAUCUCCUCCAGUCUUACCUCACUGAUCCAGUUUCUGAUCCUGAGUUUUUCAGUGGAUGCGAAGGAAAGGAACUGGCUUGGGAGAAGUUGCUGUUUGGAGUUUGCUUUUUUCAUGCCCUUGUGCAGGAGCGAAAGAAAUUUGGUCCUCUUGGGUGGAAUAUUCCAUAUGGAUUUAAUGAAUCCGAUUUACGUAUCAGUAUUCGACAACUACAGCUAUUUAUCAAUGAAUAUGAUACAAUUCCAUUUGAAGCCAUCUCUUACCUGACUGGAGAGUGUAACUAUGGAGGAAGAGUGACAGACGACUGGGACAGACGUCUCCUCUUAACCAUGCUGGCUGACUUCUAUAACCCACACAUAAUCGAAAACUCUCAUUAUAAGUUUUCUCCUAGCGGAAACUAUUUUGCCCCUCCCAAAGGCACUUAUAAUGAAUACAUUGAAUUCAUUAAGAAACUUCCUUUUACUCAACACCCGGAGAUAUUUGGAUUACAUGAAAAUGUUGAUAUCUCCAAAGAUCUUCAACAAACGAAAAUCCUCUUUGAGUCCUUGCUUCUCACACAAGGAGGCUCCAAACAAACAGGAUCCUCAGGAAGCACUGACCAGAUUCUACUAGAAAUUACCAAAGAUAUUCUCAACAAGCUACCAAGUGACUUUGACAUUGAAUCAGCACUGCUCAAGUAUCCUGUGAGAUAUGAAGAGAGCAUGAAUACUGUGUUAGUGCAAGAAAUGGAAAGAUUUAACAACUUAAUUAAAACUAUACGCAGCACUCUACAGGACCUUGAAAAAGCUAUUAGGGGUGUGGUCGUGAUGGAUUCUGCGUUGGAGGCACUGUCUGGCAGUCUGCUUGUUGGAAAGGUUCCAGAAAUAUGGGCGCAACGCUCAUACCCAAGUCUUAAACCCCUAGGAAGUUACAUCACAGAUUUUCUAGCCCGGUUGAACUUUUUACAGGACUGGUAUAAUUCAGGAAAACCUUGUGUGUUUUGGCUCUCAGGCUUCUUUUUCACCCAAGCCUUUUUAACUGGAGCAAUGCAGAAUUAUGCCAGAAAAUAUACCAUCCCUAUUGACUUACUGGGAUAUGAAUUUGAGGUUAUUCCUUUUGAUACCUCUAAGGAAGCACCAGAAGAUGGUGUUUAUAUCCAUGGAUUAUAUCUUGAUGGAGCCCGCUGGGACAGAACAAGUGGAUUGCUUGCUGAACAGUACCCCAAACUUCUGUUUGACCUGAUGCCCAUCAUAUGGAUAAAACCAACUAUAAAGUCUAAGAUCGUGAAGUCGAAUGCCUAUGUCUGUCCUCUUUACAAGACAAGUGAACGUAAAGGAACUCUUUCCACCACAGGACAUUCUACUAACUUUGUCAUUGCAAUGUUGUUGAAAACAGACCAACCUACACAACACUGGAUCAAACGUGGGGUUGCUUUGCUUUGUCAAUUAGAUGACUAAAUUGGACAACUUAAUAAAACAUCUGAAACAAGUUAC
This is a messenger RNA of Capra hircus (goat), 12065 nucleotides long. RefSeq names its product dynein axonemal heavy chain 12 (gene DNAH12). Gene Ontology annotation, biological process: microtubule-based movement. Gene Ontology annotation, cellular component: dynein complex. The record is from RefSeq and is a predicted model, not a curated record. NCBI's taxonomy places the organism in Eukaryota, Metazoa, Chordata, Mammalia, Artiodactyla, Bovidae. Gene Ontology annotation, molecular function: dynein light intermediate chain binding; ATP hydrolysis activity; dynein intermediate chain binding. The coding region runs from base 21 to 12029 and encodes 4002 amino acids. The transcript is spliced from 74 exons.